CCAGGGCUGUAUCAUAGGUUUUCUGCCAAUAUAUCCAGCGAGUGAAGAGCACUCACUCACUCUCUAAAUAACACAAUAUUAUAAAAUAAAUCCCAUUAUGGAACACCCUAUACCCAUAUAUUACAGCGUAGUGCUGUCGGUAGUCAUUGUCAUUGCCGCUGUUUUCUGUUGCAACUGUCGGUUGCGGCAACAAGUUAAUUAAGUUUUCUACACUUAUUCGACCAUAACGUUUAACGAAUUUCUACUGCGCUCACGAAUGCCUAAGUCACUGAGUCAUUGCUUUUGUUUUAGAAAAUGAUACACAGAUUUCCAAUAUUUCCCCGUAUUUCGAACAAUUUUUCGUUGUUUGCGCACACUAGAUAUUUUCUUCGUUUUUGCUUUUCAAUUUUGUUUUUAUUUUGCCAACACAACAACACAUAUGCCACAAGUCACUCACCAAACGACUGACAGCCUUAUCAUCCAAAUUUCAAGUAUAGCACAAAACAAGCAAAUUUGCAGUUAAUAAAACAGCAAAUCCACCAAAAAAACAACAGAAUUUGGAGAACUGACAAAAUUCCGCUGCUCAUUUGACGUAGGCCGAUCAUGAGAUCCACCGCUACUGCCGCGACGAAUACGAAAAACCCGAAUCCGUUGCAAGAUGAUGAUCUCUCGGAGUUAACCAAAAAGGAAAUACUUUUUUGGGCGCGCAAACUGAAACUGACGCCGUCGGAGCUGUUUACGCUCUCCAAACACGAACUCGAGUAUCAUCUGGAACGUGCACAGCAAGAGGAUCUUUACGAGGAGCAGCGACAAAGCCAGUUUGCGAAAUGGGAAAUGUUGUCGCAGAUGAAACGUUUCCUGCUCGAAGAGCAACAUAAAGAACGUUUGAGAGGCGGAGGACCACAGGCUACGUCGAACCGACGCACAGUUUGGGAUAUUCUAUGCAGAGCUGCCAGCGAAAUCGAAUCAAUGUACGGGCAGAGUCAAGCGUGCAUCGAUAGUAGCGCCGAUUCAUGUCCAUACUCCGAUACCGGUGGUUCGAGUAGUUAUGCAACGUCAACUUUCGGCGGUUUUGAGUCGCCACGUGUGCCGAAUAUGUGCUCGACGAUGUAUGAAAUGCAUCCCGACGACUCGCAAUGUACGCCGCCAGAUUUUCCCUCCACAUUUACGGCCACGCCGAUCAGUUGUGCGAGAUCGCCGCAAAGCAGUGGCAGACAGUCGCGGGCAUUAAACGCCACUCACAAUAUGAAUGUGUCAAAAGCCACAUUUAGUACGUGCCCCAAACGGAAUGCGAGUAGAAGUAUAGAUCGCGGUGGCGCACCGAAUGCAACAUACAACGCCUGCGCGCCUCGUAAUGCCACCUAUACGAUGCCGAACGACGUCUACAGCAAUGCAUGUCCGCCAAGGAAUACCACUUACAGUGUACCGCGUGGUGCAAAUGCUACAUAUGAUGCAUGUAGAUCGCAAGCCGGGAAUGCAACUUACAAUGUGGGGAGUUUCGCGCUGAAUGCUACUUACAAUGUACCGCAUUAUGGAGCAAAUACUACCUAUAAUGUGCCGCGUUUCGCGCCAAACGCCACCUAUAAUUUUUCGCGUUGCGCACCGAAUGCCACUUACAAUGCGUCGCGUUGCCCGCCGAAUGCUACAUUCAAUGUACCCCGAAGUGCGCCAAACGCUACAUAUAACAUACCCCAUUCUCCGACAAAUGCUACUUUCAAUGUAUCGCGUCUGUCACCAAAUGCCACCUAUAAUGUACCGCGUUGUGCGCUGAAUGCUACCUUUAAUUUACCGCGCGCUCGUAACACCACACAAGCGGCGUGCCCCAAUGCAACGUUUAACGCGACGCAUGGCGGCAAUCGCACCUUCAACGCCACAAUGCCACGCGGUAAUGUCACUUUUAAUGUGUGCCCCCGUUCGGGUGGCGCUGGUGCAACGCCGAGUUUCUGUCCGAAUCCCGUAAUGGCAUCCACACCAAAGAACUGCCAACGCACUGGCCAACCACCUUACUUUCGCAACUAUACCGAUUAUUGGAUGACACUCUCAGGUAUGGGCAUGGCCGAAGCGACACAGAGUGUGUCCUACGAUCUGUUUAGCGACAACAAGAGUAUGGUGCGUGCAGCGGCACGUACUUACUCCAUACCCUUACCAAAUCGUAGCAAAUCUUGUCCGCCAAUCGGACGUACCACGAGUCCACAGUAUGGUUACAGUUCGGGCGAUAGCAUACCAUGCCCACGUGGUGCCACGCGUACACCCUCACCUAUACGCUGCUCGUCGCCAGUUCAAGCUAUAGCAGCGGUUAAUUACGGUAUGUCGCCGGUGGCGCGACCGACAGCUGAUCGUUCGUAUGGUGCGCCGCGUCGCUUGCGUCAACGCAAUACGAAUAAUGAAUUUUGCGAUUGCGCACGUCGUUCGCAUAGUGUGCCGCCGCGUUGCUGUUCAUAAGUUAGACUUGCAGACUUGUGGACGCACAUCCGUUCGACUUGCUGAAGUCGAGAAUAUAUCUUUUUUGUAUUUUGUAAACAAUUUUCUGUAACUACUAAACUCAUAUGAAUGGUCCUCAUGUACAAACAAUAUACUAGCAAUAUAUUUUUUAGCACAUAAAAUUUUG
This is a messenger RNA of Zeugodacus cucurbitae (melon fly), 2587 nucleotides long. RefSeq lists its product as uncharacterized. The record is from RefSeq and is a predicted model, not a curated record. The transcript has a single exon. NCBI's taxonomy places the organism in Eukaryota, Metazoa, Arthropoda, Insecta, Diptera, Tephritidae. The coding region runs from base 583 to 2421 and encodes 612 amino acids.